This is a messenger RNA of Physcomitrium patens, 2828 nucleotides long. RefSeq names its product magnesium transporter MRS2-1. Gene Ontology annotation, biological process: magnesium ion transport. The record is from RefSeq and is a predicted model, not a curated record. Gene Ontology annotation, molecular function: magnesium ion transmembrane transporter activity. NCBI's taxonomy places the organism in Eukaryota, Viridiplantae, Streptophyta, Bryopsida, Funariales, Funariaceae.
CAUGGACUUUCCUUGCCUGGCCUGGCCUGCGGCGUUUUGGACUGAAGCGCAUGCAUGGCGGAAGCAGACUGAGAUGCUAAAUGAGCGCGGCUCACCGUCCGAGUGGAAUUCAACACAAUACAAUAAAAGAGAGAGAGAGAGCACAGCAAAAGCAACAAACCAAACUAUAAUUCACCUCGGCACACGCGAGGCAGCGAAUCCCCACGUUGCUGGCUCCCUUUCGUUUGUUUGUUCUUGUCGCGGUGUUCUCGGGGCUUGUGUGAACUGGGCUCGGAUUUCUCGUCGGCAUCUCGAAGUUGUGUGCAGCUCUUGGUUUGUGUGUGUUGUGGGUCAGGCAUGUUAGGGUUCCAUCGUCAUUGUUGUCGUGCAGCUUAGUAGGUGUGGGCUUUGAAGGGAGGCAGAGGAGUAGAGCGGAGGUAGAACUCGUUAAUUUUGCUGGGGUCGUGGAAUUUGAUGCGGGGGAUGUAUUAGAAGAAAUUUGAAUGGCGAUGGGGGUGUUGGUGGGGUGGUGUGGGUAUGGCUCCUGCAGGAGGUGCUGAUUUGGGUUGGUGAUUCGCGUAGAGGUGUAGCUCGGAGAUGUGGCUGUUGCGGAGUUUUUGAGUGGAUAUAGUGUAGUUUUUCGUGCGGACAAAAUGUAGUUUUACUUGCGCACAAUUUAGAUGUGUUGCGUGUGGAGAGGGGGAAAGUGUUGCUGGAGUAUUAACUUGGAGCUGUUUGGUGCGGGCGGAUGGGGUGGGAGAGAGUCACAACGUGGGCUGUGGAGUCUGUGAUCUGCGUUUAAGGCUGUGAAUUGCUUAAGGGGGAGCGAUCUUUGCUCUUGGAUUUUUGUGAGCUCUCGCGAUCCGGUGUAUACGGUGCUGAAUUUUGAGCAGAAUUUGUGACGGUGUUGGUUUUGAUCGGGAUGCUUGGGGACGGUUAAAUUUGGCGAAGGUGGUGGGGUGGUGAGAUCGUGGACUGUAGUUUGGGUGGUGCGUUUGCGCCAUCUUCCAAUGAAAUAGGUGUAGAGCGGGAGAUAAUUUAUUCAGAAUGGCAGAUCUUAAAGCAAGACUGUUGCCGCCUCGGCCACCAGGUGCAGCUGGCCCAUCGGAGGGGAUUUCUAAGAGGCCGGAGACGUUGAAGCGGCCGUUAUUCCAAGGUAUGGAAGGGGUGUCGCUGAAGAAACGCGGCCAUGGAGUGCGGUCUUGGAUCCGAAUCGAUCCUUCAGGGAAUACUCAAAUCCUAGAGGUAGACAAAGCCUCGUUAAUGCGACGUUGUGAUCUCCCCGCAAGGGAUUUGCGUCUCCUUGACCCACUUUUUGUGUACCCGAGCACAAUCCUUGGGCGCGAGCGAGCCAUCGUGGUCAACUUGGAACAGAUUCGAUGCAUUAUCACUGCCGAUGAGAUUCUCUUGCUUAAUUCUAUCGAUAGUUAUGUGCUGCAGUAUGUGACUGAGCUGCAGCGUCGGCUGUUUAUGAAGAAUCGGUCUGAUAUUGCCAGCCUCAAGUGGAGCCAAUCGCCCGUUGAUUAUACACUUUCUGGGGCUGCGAACGGUUUCGAUGUGCCACUUCUUAUGAGUUCGGAUGAGCGGAAACAGACGUUGCAUGAUGGGGAUAUGUUUAGUGGCUCUUCGGCUGAUGACCUUCCCUUUGAGUUUCAAGCUCUUGAAGUCGCUCUCGAGGCUGCUUGCACGUUUUUAGAUGCCCAGGCUAUAGAGUUGGAACAGGAGGUCUAUCCAGUUCUUGACGAACUAACUACCAAGAUCAGCACACUUAAUCUUGAGCAUGUCCGUCGGUUGAAGAGUCGUCUUGUAGCUCUAACAAGGCGUGUGAAAAAAGUGCGAGAUGAAAUCGAACAACUUAUGGACGAUGACAGUGACAUGGCAGAGAUGUAUCUAACAGAAAAGAAGGAGCAGCAUGCAGAGUAUGCCUUUUUCGACCAAAAGCUUGGCUCACAUUUGAGCUUUAACUAUGUUGGAGCAGGGGGUUCAAUGUCGGCUCCUGUUUCCCCUGUCGGUUCUCCAGUUGGAUCGACAUAUCAUUCUUCUGUGGAUAGACGUUUAGAGAAGAGCUUAAGUCAAAAGUCGAGGCAUGAUAGUAUGAGUAGUUCCAGAGUAACUGGAGUGGAGGAGCUGGAGAUGCUUUUGGAAGCAUACUUUGUUGUCAUAGAUGGAACUCUGAACAAGUUAACUUCGUUGAAGGAGUAUAUAGAUGACACUGAGGACUUCAUCAACAUACAGCUGGACAAUGUGCGGAAUCAGCUGAUCCAAUUUGAGCUUUUGCUCACAACAGCAACAUUUGUGUUGGCCAUCUAUAGUGUGGUGGCAGGUGUGUUUGGAAUGAAUAUUCCAAUAGCCUUGUUUGAUGAACCAGAGUCCUUUAAAUGGGUUCUGAUUAUUUCUGGGGUUGGUGGCUUCCUAAUUUUCAUAGCAUUUUUAUGGUUCUUCAAGCAAAAGCGCUUGAUGCCUUUGUAGUCAUUGUAUUCUUACGUCGUUUAGUAUUUUUGUAAAAGUGUGAGAAGUGUUCUCUAAUUUCUGGAGACACCUUGAGCAGAUUUAACUUGUUCAAAGGUACUCGUGAACUCGUUUGUAGAGUUAUUCUGUGCGCUCUACGCUUCAAAUUACUUGAAAUAGCGCAUCCCAGUAUCAUAGAGAUAGAACCAUUACACGUUCCACAUUUCUUUGUUAAUACCAAAGGCACAUUUGUCAAGAAAACAUAGAUUCAGGUUGAGGAAAGUCUCGUAUUUUUAAAAGUCUUUACUUUACAUAAAAACUCUUGCUGAACCCUUAUAUCGGAGGGCCAAGCUAUUUUUUUCCAAUGGUUGGGAAUUGAAGUUCGAUUGUAGUUUUGUCAA